Molecule: messenger RNA, 972 nt
Organism: Trachemys scripta elegans
Lineage: Eukaryota; Metazoa; Chordata; Testudines; Emydidae
Product: olfactory receptor 11L1-like
Exons: 1
Coding region: 1-972 (323 amino acids)
Biological process (GO): G protein-coupled receptor signaling pathway
Cellular component (GO): membrane
Molecular function (GO): olfactory receptor activity; G protein-coupled receptor activity
Source: RefSeq, a predicted model, not a curated record
AUGGAAAAGCUCCUCCCAUGGAAUGAAACGUCGGUCACCGAAUUCAUACUGCUGGGAUUUUCAGAGAGCCAUGAAGUGCAGCUCCUACUCUUUGUGUUGUUUUUACUUUUCUACCUCAUAGCCCUGGCAGGAAACACCCUCCUGCUCAUCACACUGGCUGCUGAGUGGAGCCUUCAUACGCCCAUGUACUUUUUCCUGGGUAACCUCUCCUUCCUGGAGAUCUGCUACACAACCAACAUAUUCCCCUGUAUGUUAGCCAGCUUCCUUGCUGAGGCAAAAUCAAUCUCUUUCAGUGGCUGUAUGGCCCAGUUUUAUCUGUUCGGUUCCUUGGGUGGCACCGAGUGUCUCCUCUUGUCCAUGAUGUCAUACGACCGGUAUCUAGCCAUAUGCAAUCCGCUCCGCUAUGCAGCUGUUAUGAGCAGGGGCGUGUGCCUUUGCCUGGCAGCUGCCUCCUGGAUCAGUGGCUUUGUGAUUUCCUUGGUGAGCAUUCUGUUCAUGUCGAGCUUAACAUUCUGCGGCCCCAACGAAAUAGAUCAUUUUUUCUGUGAUUUCACCCCGCUCCUGAAGCUGGCCUGCUCAGAUACUUACCUCUUCGAAAAGGUCUCCUUCUUCUUGUCUUCCACUCUGACGCUGGUCCCCUUUCUGUUAACUGUGGUGUCUUAUAUUUAUAUCCUAUCUGCCAUCCUCAACCACCCUUCCACCGCUGGGACACAAAAGGCCAUUUCCACUUGCUCAUCUCACCUUAUAGUAGUUACCAUGUUCUACGGGACUCUGAUUGCUAUGUACGUUGUACCAGCCGCUGACCACUCCCUAGAUCUGAAUAAAGUCUUCUCCAUCUUCUAUACCAUGAUGACACCCAUGGUGAAUCCCAUCAUAUAUAGUCUGAGGAACAGGGAAGUGCGCGAAGCCCUGAAGAGGCUGGUAGGUAGAAAAUUUGCUUCUUGUUGGAAAGAAAAGAGUGGGAAGAUGUGA